Ananas comosus (pineapple) is the source of this 1861-nucleotide messenger RNA. Its product is annotated as guanine nucleotide-binding protein subunit beta-like. Lineage: Eukaryota; Viridiplantae; Streptophyta; Magnoliopsida; Poales; Bromeliaceae. Bases 315 to 1454 code for a protein of 379 amino acids. Gene Ontology annotation, molecular function: protein binding; signaling receptor complex adaptor activity. The record is from RefSeq and is a predicted model, not a curated record. The transcript has 6 exons. Gene Ontology annotation, cellular component: cytoplasm; heterotrimeric G-protein complex. Gene Ontology annotation, biological process: G protein-coupled receptor signaling pathway.
UCAUCUACGCACUCCUGCUCCCCGGUCUCCUCCUCCAACGGUCGCCACGGCCUCCCCCCACUUCCUCGUCUCUUCUCUACCAAAACCACUUCGCUCUUUCGCCCGUUGGUCUCCUCACCCUCCAUCCACCAAACCCUUAGAUCGAUCGAGUUCUCCACCACCUUCCUGAGUCUCCUCCGCCGCCGAAACCCUAACAGCACUCGACGAGCUACGAUGGCGAAUUAGGGCUCGGACCGAGCUUCCCGAACGCUGUCCGUGGCGGGAGACCCCUGAAUUUUUAAUUUGAGCGGCGGGGACGAGAUUGGGGUUUCGUAAUGUCGGUGGCCGAGCUAAAAAAGCGGCAUGUUGCGGCGAUGGAGACCGUGGACGCUCUGAGGGAGCGGGUGAAGCAGAAGAGGCAGCUUCUUCUCGACACCGACGUUAAAAGCUAUGCUAAGAGCCAAGGGACGACGCCGAUUAGCUUUGGCUCGACGGAUCUCGUUUGUUGCAGGACCUUACUGGGACAUACGGGGAAGGUGUAUUCACUGGAUUGGACUCCUGAAAGGAAUCGGAUAGUUAGUGUUGCGCUAGACGGGAGGUUAAUUGUAUGGAAUGCUUUAACAAGCCAGAAAACGCAUGCAAUUAAGCUAAAUUGCCCAUGGAUGAGGGCAUGUGCCUUUGCACCUAAUGGUCAAUCUGUUGCUUGUGGUGGUCUUGAUAGUGCAUGCUCUAUUUUUAAUCUUACCUCACAAGUUGACAAAGAUGGUAAUAUACCAAUAGCGAGAGUACUCACUGGGCACAAGGGCUAUGUUUUUUCUUGUCAAUAUGUUCCGGAUCAGGAAACGCGCCUCAUUACUGGGUCAGGCGAUCACACAUGUGUUCUCUGGGAUGUCACAACCGGUCAGAGGAUAUCUGUGUUUGGAGGUGAACUUCCAUCAGGGCAUACAGCUGAUGUACUGAGUGUUUCGAUCAAUUCUUCAAAUUCAAAUAUGUUUGUUUCGGGUUCAUGUGAUGCAACUGCUCGACUGUGGGAUACCCGGAAAGCCAGUCGGGCUGUUCAGACAUUUCAUGGACAUGGGGGUGAUGUUAAUUCUGUCAAGUUCUUCCCUGAUGGCCAAAGAUUUGGUACUGGGUCUGAUGAUGGCACAUGUAGGUUAUUCGAUAUGAGGACAGGUCAUCAGCUUCAAGUAUACACUCGGCAGCAUGAUGCCAAUGAUAAUGAUGUCCCCAUUGUUACUUCUAUUGCGUUCUCAAUAUCAGGAAGGCUUUUUUUUGCUGGAUACUCCAAUGGUGAUUGUUAUGUCUGGGAUACACUAGUGGCUGAGGUAGUUCUCAACUUAGGCACCCUUCAGAACUCUCACGAAGGCCGAAUAAGCUGCCUAGGCUUGGCGGCUGAUGGUAGUGCCUUGUGCACGGGAAGCUGGGACAAAAAUUUGAAGAUUUGGGCCUUUGGAGGACACAGGAAGGUGAUUUGAAAAAUCAGCCGUAGAUGUGUGUUUCAUGAUGAGGAUCUCAGUUUGGAACCUAACUCAGACCAGCUUCCAGGGAGCAUAUAGUAUUUGGGUAAAAUGCGGUCUUCUGUACCAUGUAAGCAAGUUGUAAACAUAUGAAGUACUGUAAAUUUCCUUAAAUGCACCACUUGCCACCUUAGGUAUAAAUAGCAUGAGAAUCAACAGCACUGCUCGCAAAAUCAUAAGCACUCAUGAUGUAUCAUUUGAUUCCUGUAACUUCUUUCUUUCUUCCUUGAUACUCGUGGUUUGCAGAAUAUGAUGUUUUCCAGCCGUAGGCUAGAGAAUAUUCAAUCACUGGUAUCCUCUGAUUUUGUAUAUGAUAUGACUCGAUGAUAAAUAAAAUUUCAGUUGUGUCUGGGCAUUCCUGGGUA